AUGUUCCAUUCUGUUCUUCUUUUCAGCCUCCUUCUAGCCUCGGCAACCGCGUCGCCCACCCCUACGUAUGACCUCGCCCCUCGAGCCUGUGGCACUCUAGGCCCAUCCGUGAUCGAUGUGCUGAGAGUCUCAACUCCCGACAAUGCCUCUCCUGGCCAGCAAUUCACCGUCAGCCGCGCCGGUUACCCACCAUAUAACACACAAAUCUCUGCCCUGACCUUCAACUACAUCCCUGCCAGUGCUACAGGUUGCAUGCUGGAGAUCGACAUCCCGGCCCUCGCUCAAGCAAACCAAAUCGCCGAAGGAGCCACUCAGGUUGACAUCUGGACUACUGAUCCCUGGGACUAUUACUCGCUGCCUACGUACAACAAGCCUCCCAAAAAGAGGGAGAUGGUAGGCACGUACAUUUUCCCAACGCAACCGACGAGCGCGGAGACUAAGACUAUUAUUGCUUCGAAUACCUGCUCGGAUACCAUGAGCUUUCUGGUGGAACUGAGCGGAUGGCAGACUCAGAGUGGCAGUGUUUCCUUUUAUAACACUCUGGGUGGAAAGCAGGGGAUUGUGCCUAUUGGAUUCAGGAUGGUCUUUAAUUGUUGA
Messenger RNA from Aspergillus terreus NIH2624, 597 nucleotides. RefSeq lists its product as uncharacterized. NCBI's taxonomy places the organism in Eukaryota, Fungi, Ascomycota, Eurotiomycetes, Eurotiales, Aspergillaceae. The record is from RefSeq and is a predicted model, not a curated record. Bases 1 to 597 code for a protein of 198 amino acids. The transcript has a single exon.